AUGAAUGGCGGUGAUAAGAUGCUUUUCGCUGAGCAAGCUGCGCGUUCGGAUCCAUCCGAGGUAACAAAGAAACUUGGCACUUCAGCUGAACGAGGUCUCUCUUCCGUUCAAGUUACCGAAAAACGGCGUCUAUAUGGAAGCAAUGAGCUCAAACCGCCCCAACCACCGCCUAUUUGGAAAAGAUAUUUGAGCCAGUUCAAGGAUCCGCUCAUCGGAUUGCUUGUUGGCUCGGCCCUUGUCUCGGUCCUGACAGGCCAAUUUGAUGAUGCAAUUUCAAUCUUCAUCGCACUCGUUAUCGUCGUCAGUGUUGGCUUCAUUCAGGAAUACCGAUCAGAGCAGGCCCUUGAAAAAUUAACAAAAUUAGUUCCCCCAAAAGCGCGUGUUGUGCGCGAUGGGCGCGAGGUCGACAUGCUCGCUUCUGAACUCGUUUCUGGCGAUUUAGUCAUUCUCAAAACUGGAGAUCGCGUUCCUGCCGACAUAAGAAUCAUCAGCCAAAAUGGUUUUCUCGUUGACGAGAGCUCAAUGACUGGUGAGCCAGAGCCACAAGCGAAAACCAUUGAGUCGAUCGUUGUUGUUGGGACUUCUCAAACUUACAGCAAUAUGGCCUACAUGGGAUGUCUUGUCUUAUCAGGCAAUUGUCGAGGUAUCGUCACUGCGAUAGGAGAAAGCUCGCAGUUCGGUGAAAUGGUCAAGCUCCUCUCUCAAGAAGAACCCCCGAGGACUCCACUUCAAGUUUCUAUGGACAAACUAGGCCAACAACUGUCCUUUGUUUCCUUCGGCGUCAUCGGAGUCAUCUUCUUGAUAGGCAUGAUCCAGGGCAAGGGUGUUUUGGAAAUGUUCACGAUGGGCGUCUCCUUGGCUGUCGCCGCUAUUCCAGAAGGUCUCCCAAUUGUCGUUACAGUAACACUCGCUCUUGGUGUAUUGCGAAUGGCCUCUCACAAUGCUGUAGUGCGUCGUCUUCCAGCAGUGGAAACGCUUGGUAGCGUCGAUGUUCUUUGUUCGGACAAAACUGGAACAUUGACGAAAGGCGAAAUGGCCGUGACUGAAGCUUUACUCUCCGAUGGCUCAAGAGCGAGCAUCGGGCAGUUGGUCAUGCUCCAUGGUGAAGUUCAGCACGGACGAUCACAUCCACUCAUGGAAGCAUUGACGACAGCAUGCGUAGUGUGCAACAACGUCCAGCCGACGUAUGGUAAAAAAAGAGGCCUUGGCAAUCCAACAGAAGCAGCGUUGAUGGGCUUCGCUCAGAAACUAGGACUCGAAGAUCUGCGGAAUGACUGGCAACGUGUCAAAGAAAUCCCAUUCACUUCAGAUUCUAAAACGAUGGCGGUACAGGCUGUCUACAACAGAGAUCCCGAUCGCAAGCCAUUGUGGUUCGUAAAAGGUGCACCAGAGAUCAUCCUCGAAAAAUGUUUUCUCUUCCAAACACGGGAUGGGCGACAAAAUCUAACUACGAAAACAAGGAUAUCACUAAAUGAUCACGCGACGUAUAUGAUGAAUCAGGGUCUUCGUGUUCUAGCAAUUGCCAAGGGAGAGAAAACGCCCGACGAGUUAAUAUUCCUUGGUCUAGUCGGGAUUUCUGAUCCACCGCGACCGUCCGCCUCGAAAGCAGUCGCCGAGCUCCGUGAAAGAGGUGUCGAACUCAAAAUGAUCACUGGAGAUGCCCGUGAGACGGCUCUUGCUAUCGCUGCCAAGCUUGGAAUAGGCCGGGAUUUCGCAGUAUCAGGAGAAGAAGUCAGCAAUCUGGAUGCAACCGAACUGACCCGAUUAGCGAACAAAGCAAAUGUGUUCUAUCGCACAUCGCCUCAGCACAAACUUAAAAUUGUCAAAGCGCUUCAACUCUGUGGAAGAACAGUUGGAAUGAUAGGAGAUGGGGUAAACGAUGCGGUAGCCGUGAAAAAGGCCGACAUUGGCAUAUCAAUGGGAGUUAAUGGAACUGACGUUUGCCGAGAAGCCGCGGAUAUGGUUCUUUUAGAUGAUAACUUGCAAACGAUCGUUCCAGCGAUUGAAGAGGGAAAAUCAAUUUUCUACAAUAUCCGCAACUUCGUUACUUUUCAGCUUUCUACCUCAAUCGCUGCGCUGAGUCUCAUCGCUAUCUCGACAAUACUAGGCCUGCCAUCGCCACUAAACGCCAUGCAGGUGCUAUGGAUUAAUAUACUUAUGGACGGACCUCCAGCACAGAGUCUCGGGCUGGAGCCCAGCGAUCCCGACCUUACCAAGGGCAAGCCAAGGCCAAGAGGGCAAAAACUAUUGAACAAGAGCAUCAUCAAAAGGAUACUUAUCAAUGCUACUUUGAUUCUUUGCGGGACACUUUGGGUCCUGACCAGAGAAUAUCUAGACGAUGGGCGGCUUUCUGAUCACGAGAGAACAAUGACCUUUACCUGCUUCGUUUUCUUCGACAUGAUGAAUGCACUUGCCUGUCGAUCCCAGACGAAAUCAAUUCGUCAUCUUCCUCCGAAUAAACCGCUUUUCAUUGCCGUCUCUUUGUCCAUCGUCGCUCAGUUACUCGUUGUCUAUUGGGCGCCACUGCAGUCCGUGUUCCAAACACAAUCACUGUCUCUCAAGGACAUGAUGACGAUAGUCGUUAUUUCUUCAUCGGUGCUAGUGACUUCCGAGUGGAUGAAGUACAAGAGCCGUACUCAACGGAAACCUGCCGGAUCGCCUGUGCUGCGUGAAGUCAUCUGA
Oikopleura dioica is the source of this 2682-nucleotide messenger RNA. The record is from the annotation of a GenBank genome assembly. NCBI's taxonomy places the organism in Eukaryota, Metazoa, Chordata, Appendicularia, Copelata, Oikopleuridae.